Messenger RNA from Camelina sativa (false flax), 1209 nucleotides. RefSeq names its product psbP domain-containing protein 1, chloroplastic-like. Gene Ontology annotation, molecular function: calcium ion binding. The record is from RefSeq and is a predicted model, not a curated record. Gene Ontology annotation, cellular component: photosystem II oxygen evolving complex; photosystem II; extrinsic component of membrane. NCBI's taxonomy places the organism in Eukaryota, Viridiplantae, Streptophyta, Magnoliopsida, Brassicales, Brassicaceae. Gene Ontology annotation, biological process: photosynthesis.
GUUCCAACGUAAUAUUAUCCAAAGUUAGAUUUCUUGGUUGACGUGGUUCAACAAAAAAACUAAAUUUCUCUCUGGAUGAUUUCUUGAUUGAUUUCUUCACUUACAUUCCCAAAGUUUUCAACUUUUUUUUUUUCUUCUUCUGAGCGUCAGCCUUUUUCUAAUGGCUUCAUCUGCAUUUGCUUUUCCUUCUUACAUAAUAAUAACCAAAGGAGCUUCAACUGAUUCUUGCAAAUCAACUUCUCGAUCUUUGCCUACAGAGCUUUCAUCGCCAUGUCCGAAACCCAACAACAAUUCCCAUCUUUUGUUCUCCAGACCCAUCUCUUCCAGUCUGAGAUACCAAUCUGCCAGAAACUCGCUAACCGAUGACAAACAGGCUUGUGCAGUUGGGAGGAGGAAGAGCAUGAUGAUGGGUUUACUCAUGUCUGGUUUAAUACUUUCAGAAGCCCAUCUCCCCACAGCAUUUGCUUCAACCCCAGUGUUCAGAGAAUACAUUGAUACAUUUGAUGGAUACUCUUUCAAGUACCCUCAAAACUGGAUCCAAGUCCGAGGAGCUGGCGCUGAUAUAUUCUUUAGAGACCCUGUUGUCCUAGACGAGAACCUCUCGGUUGAGUUUUCUUCGCCUUCUUCCUCAAAGUACACGUCCCUUGAAGACUUGGGUUCCCCUGAAGAAGCAGGAAAGAUGGUAGUUAGGCAGUACUUGACUGAGUUUAUGUCCACUAGGCUCGGAGUCAGGCGCCAGGCCAACAUCCUGAGCACUUCUUCGAGAGUUGCAGAUGAUGGUAAACCAUACUACCAAAUCGAGGUGAACAUAAAGUCAUACGCAAACAACAACGAGCUAGCUGUGAUGCCGCAAGAUAGAGUUGCUCGUUUGGAAUGGAACCGGCGCUACCUAGCCGUUCUAGGAGUUGAGAACAAUAGACUCUAUUCAUUGAGACUCCAAACACCUGAGAAAGUUUUCAUAGAAGAAGAAAAAAAACUAAGAAGAGUCAUGGAUUCAUUUAGGGUCGAGAAGAUUUAGAAGAGCUCACAACCAAAAAAAAUCUUGUUGCUGGUUACUUUUAUUACCAAAACAAAAAUGAUUUUGAUUCAUUAUAUUGAGAGAUGUCAUUAUGACAUUGUUUUGUUCUAAACCGGUCGGACAAAUUGAACUAUUCAUCAAUAUAUAAACCGGUUAACAAAAUUGAGAAAUUUUUGCCGGUUAUCAGUAAA